AUGGAUGAAGUGAAAAAACUUGAGCACCUUUCAUUGGUGUCGAAAAUAUGUACAGAACUUGAAAAUCAUUUAGGAUUAAAUGACAAAGAUUUAGCUGAAUUUAUCAUUGAUUUGGCGUCAAAGAAUAAUACUUUUGAAAGCUUCAAGAAAGCCUUACUUGAUAAUGAUGCAGAGUUUUCUGAUUCCUUCAUUUCGAACUUGCUGAGGAUCAUCCAGCAUAUGCGACCUAAGAGCGAGCUAACCGUAACGAAAGACAUGACUAAACAAGAAAAACUGAGCAUGAAAUUUCCAGGACUAGCUAUCCCCAAUGAUGUGCAGCCGAUGAAGAGCCAUAAUGAGAAAAAGUUGAAUUUGUCUACGAUUAAGGAAGACCCUGAAGACAAUGAAGUCGAAGAUGCGAUGGCAGCUCUUGAAGCUUUAGCUCCUUCUAAAGAAAUGAAAUUCAAUUACAAGACUGAAAGAGCAUCCAAGUCUCCAGAAAAAAUUAUUAAACAAGAAUUGGAGAAGCCCAGAAAACGUAGUCGCAGCCGUAGUAGAAAUAGAGACAAAAAGAGAAAUAGAAGUAGGAGUAGAAGUAGAGGAAGAGGAAGAAGUAAAGAGAAGACAUCCAGUAAAAGCAGGCAGAGAAGUGUGAGUCGAGGGAGAAGAAGAAGAAGUAGAGACAGAAGUUCUAGUCGAAAUAGAAAUCAUGUAAAGAACAGGGAUAGAGAAAGGAGAGACAAAAAUGAUCGUAGGAGUAGAAGCAGGAGCAAUGGUAGAAAGAGGAAUGAAAGAAGUCGGAGCAGGAGCACUGGUAGGAGAAGAAAUGACAGAAGUCGGAGCAGGAGCUAUGACAGAAAGAAAAAUGACAGGAAAAGAGAAAAUGAAGAUGAGAAGAAUAAGAAUGAUGAACCUCUUGAACCCGAAGUUGGUAAAAUAUAUAAUGGAAAAGUUACCAAUAUCGUUUCUUUUGGUUGUUUUGUUCAAAUCGAGGGUUUAAAGAGACGUUGGGAAGGACUCGUUCAUAUAUCGCAGCUGAGAAGGGAAGGAAGAGUUACGAGUGCUUCUGAUGUCGUUUCUCGUGGAAUGAAAGUCAUGAUCAAAGUAUUGUCGGUCGCUGGGCAAAAGGUGUCUCUGUCUAUGAAGGAUGUUGAUCAGGAAACGGGAAAAGAUCUUAAUCCAACUGUUCGUCAUGCCGCCAAUAAGGAUAGAGAAGAAGAAGCUUCGAUGCGAAACCCUGACCGCCCGACGACGCUUCUAGACUUAGGCUCCUUCGAUGAUCAUGACGACUUUCAGAGCAGAAAAAGGGUUAAUAGGAUAUCUUCACCCGAGAAAUGGGAGAUCAAGCAGAUGUUAUCUGCAAGUUGCAUUGAUAAAAGUGAGCUUCCUGAUUUCGAUGAAGAGACCGGAUUGCUUCCUAAAGAGGCUGCCGAGGAAGAAGAUAUAGAAAUAGAAAUCGUCGAAGAGGAACCUCCUUUUCUACAAGGACACGGAAGAAAUUUACACGAUCUUAGUCCUGUUAGGAUCGUGAAAAACCCUGAUGGUUCUCUAGCUCAGGCAGCCAUGAUGCAGAGCGCCCUCGCGAAGGAGAGACGGGAACAGAAAAUGUUGAACAGAGAACAAGAAAUGGACCAAGUGCCGACGGGCUUAAAUAAAAAUUGGAUCGAUCCACUUCCUGAGAGUGAUGGUAGAACUUUGGCUGCAAACAUGCGUGGAAUUGGCCUAACGAACCAAGAUCUUCCAGAAUGGAAAAAACAUGUUAUUGGAGGGAAAAAGAGUUCUUUUGGUAUGAAGACGAACAUGACCCUUUUGGAACAGAGGCAAAGUCUUCCAAUUUAUAAACUCAAGGAAGAGCUCAUCAAGGCUGUUACCGAUAAUCAAAUUUUAAUCGUUAUCGGUGAAACAGGAUCAGGAAAGACCACUCAAAUGACUCAGUAUUUGGCCGAAGCAGGUUUCACGUCCAGAGGAAAAAUUGGUUGCACACAACCGAGAAGAGUCGCCGCAAUGUCCGUGGCAAAAAGAGUGGCCGAGGAGUUCGGUUGCCGCUUAGGCCAAGAAGUCGGCUACACCAUUCGUUUCGAAGAUUGUACCAGCCCAGAAACAGUCAUCAAGUACAUGACAGAUGGUAUGUUACUUCGAGAAUGCCUCGUAGAUUUGGAUCUGAAAAGUUAUUCUGUUAUAAUGUUGGAUGAAGCCCACGAAAGGACUAUACAUACUGACGUGCUCUUCGGACUCUUAAAGCAAGCUGUUCAAAAAAGAUCUGAACUAAAACUAAUUGUUACAUCAGCUACCUUAGACGCAGUCAAGUUCUCACAGUAUUUCUUCGAAGCACCUAUAUUCACCAUUCCAGGUCGUACAUUCCCUGUUGAAGUGCUUUAUACAAAGGAACCCGAGACAGAUUACUUGGAUGCAUCACUUAUUACCGUAAUGCAAAUACAUCUGAGGGAACCUCCUGGAGAUAUUUUGUUAUUUCUUACAGGUCAGGAAGAGAUUGAUACAGCCUGUGAAAUUUUGUACGAGAGAAUGAAAUCACUAGGUCCCGAUGUUCCAGAGCUUAUUAUUCUCCCAGUUUAUUCUGCACUUCCGAGUGAAAUGCAAACUCGAAUAUUUGAAGCAGCUCCACCUGGAUCGAGAAAGGUUGUCAUAGCAACAAAUAUAGCUGAAACAUCUCUUACAAUUCAUGGAAUCUUCUAUGUCGUCGAUCCUGGAUUUGUUAAACAGAAAGUCUACAAUUCAAAGACAGGAAUGGACUCUCUCGUUGUUACACCUAUCUCACAGGCACAGGCAAAACAAAGAGCGGGUAGAGCUGGUAGAACAGGACCAGGAAAAUGCUAUAGGUUAUACACAGAACGUGCCUACAGGGACGAAAUGUUACCCACUCCGGUACCUGAAAUUCAAAGAACUAACUUGGCCACAACUGUGCUACAACUGAAAACGAUGGGUAUUAAUGACCUCCUCCAUUUCGAUUUUAUGGAUGCUCCGCCAGUCGAAAGUUUAAUAAUGGCUCUCGAACAACUUCACAGCCUCAGUGCCCUUGAUGACGAGGGGCUUCUUACAAGACUUGGAAGAAGGAUGGCAGAAUUUCCUUUAGAACCUAAUUUAUCAAAAAUGUUGAUUAUGUCAGUUCACCUGCAGUGUUCGGACGAGAUACUUACUGUAGUAUCAAUGUUAUCCGUUCAAAAUGUAUUUUACAGACCUAAAGAUAAACAAGCGCUCGCUGAUCAGAAGAAGGCUAAAUUCAAUCAAGCAGAAGGUGACCAUCUCACACUACUUGCCGUUUAUAAUUCGUGGAAGAAUAAUAAAUUCAGCAAUGCGUGGUGUUAUGAAAAUUUUGUUCAGAUAAGGACGCUGAAGAGAGCUCAAGAUGUUAGGAAACAAUUGUUGGGAAUAAUGGAUCGGCACAAAUUAGAUGUUGUAUCAGCUGGUAAAAAUACAGUCCGUGUUCAGAAAGCUGUAUGCUCUGGUUUCUUCAGAAACGCUGCAAAGAAGGAUCCUCAAGAAGGAUAUAGGACAUUAGUAGAUAGUCAGGUUGUUUAUAUUCAUCCUAGCAGUGCUCUUUUUAAUCGACAACCUGAAUGGGUUAUUUAUCAUGAACUUGUUCAAACAACAAAAGAAUACAUGAGAGAGGUUACAACGAUUGAUCCGAAAUGGCUGGUCGAAUUCGCACCAGCUUUCUUCAAGUUUUCUGAUCCGACCAAACUCAGCAAAUUUAAGAAAAAUCAAAGACUGGAACCUCUCUAUAAUAAGUAUGAAGAACCUAAUGCUUGGAGAAUAUCAAGAGUUCGGCGAAGAAGAAAUUAA
Messenger RNA from Nezara viridula (southern green stink bug), 3780 nucleotides. NCBI's taxonomy places the organism in Eukaryota, Metazoa, Arthropoda, Insecta, Hemiptera, Pentatomidae. The record is from the annotation of a GenBank genome assembly.